AGCAGCAUCAGGACGGCGGAGCAUAUGAUGUGAGAAUCUUGUCUGGAUCGUGGCGGUUGAGAAUGGCCGCCAUUAUGAAUCCCCAGUUUAUGAAUUUCUGCUUCCCGGGCUCGGCGAUGGACGGGGGUCUCCUGAGCGAACCGGAGAAAGAGGAGGACUACAAGGAGACCACCAGGGAGCUGCUGAGCUUUAUGGACUCGGCCUCCAGCAACAUCAAGCUGGCCCUGGAUAAACCGGUCAAGUCUAAGAGGAAAGUCAACCACCGCAAGUAUCUGCAGAAGCAGAUCAAGAGGUGCACCGGGAUCGUCAACGUCAGCGACGCGGCGGGGAAGGGGCCGGGUUCCUCCCCCUCGGCGGGUAAGACCGUCCCCAAGCGUGACGGCGUCCAGGCCAGCCUGCAGAACCGCAGCCUGGCCGCUCUAUUCAGCCCCACCAAGGAAGUCCGCGGUGAGAAAGCCAGGAAACCGCCCCUGCGCCACCGCAACCUGCCACCCUCUUUCUUCACCGAGCCGGCCAACUGCUCCAAUGUCAACCAUGCGGCGGGAAUGUCCUUGCGGGACCUGGAGCGAGCCAACCCAGAGGCGGCGGACUUCUUCGACUUGCUGGGACCCGACUACGUCAGCGUGGUGGCCGAGCAGGAACUCUACCAAAAUGCGUCCGGCCCAGACGUCGCCGCCGCCGCCACCUCCUACGAUACUCACCACUUCGUCGGGGGUCUCCUGUACCCGGAGUCGUGGACUAACUCUUCUAAGCUCCCGACUCCUGCCCAGCCGCCGCUCUACUGCCACCCGGAGGCCACGGACCCCGUGGGUGCUGAGGAUAAUACGCUGUGCUCGUUAGCCUUCUCCAACUUUUUCACUGACUGCUCGGUACCUCAGGUCAACUACGACUUAAGUGGAGACUUCAAUAGGACUCAUUACUCAUCUCUAUGAGAAAAGACAGCAUUGUUUUACACGGGGUCCUCGUUUUUUUACGGCGCUCCGGCAACACAAGAUAAUUUUGUCGGAACAUGCUGUAGUCCGUUGCUAACCUUUGCUAACGCAGUAGUAAAGUCAAGUUAUGAUUCCAGUCAUUACCUGUACGAACAACUUUAAGCCAUGAAUACCUUUUAAAAAUCCGAUGAAAAAACAAGUACGGCGGUAGCCGAGCGUGCCUUCUCGUGUUCCGUCCUCGAAAUGUUGUUUGCUGAGGACCCGCCGUUUCUGUGGCGGCGAGUUAAUCCAAAUUUUUGUCCGAACAUGUCGUAGUCUAUCACUAACCUACGCUACAGUCGUAAAGUUAUUACAGUACAUAUUUGUAAAAGAACAACAAGAAACACUUCUAGUCCAUCAAUAUAAAACAAUACAAUGAAAAACGUUAAUCACCAUGUAUUCUUACACCGCUCGUUGCGUGCCAUUCAUAAGCUCGAAAUGUCAUGUGGGCACUGUCGUAAAGCGAGGACCCGCUGUAGUCAUAAUAACACGAAGACAAGCGACACGGUUCCAAAUGAGGAAUAUAGGAUUUCCUGUAUGUUAAACAUUUGAGCUUAAGUUUUUCUGGGGAGGUUUUUGCUUUUGUUGUUUCUCCUGUCAAUUUAGAUCACUGAUAUAAAAGAAGCUGUGGUUUCUCAUGGUGUGGCCUACCAUCAUCCCCUGAUCUCAACCCUAUAGAGAACCUUCAGAGCUUUCUUAACAGGAAGAUCUAUAAAGAUUGCCAGCGGUUUACAGGGGGUCCUUGAUUUACGACGCCUUUCCGUUAAAUAAUGUCUUCAAAAUCAUGUUGAUGCUACAUUCACUUGUAUAGUAGUUGUCAUGGUGGAUCAUGUACUUGGACCAGCCAGGACACCCCUUAUGAUGUUAGCAUUAGCAUUAGCAUGAGCAAACUUUGCUGAUGUAAUCUGACGACAUCGACAUUUAUCACGCAAGAUCAUAACAUCUGCCAAACAAAUGAUUUUCAUUUCAAUUUGCUGCAUUCUGUUAGCGGUUAGCACGUACUUUGAGUUGCUUGACUUUCUUGAGUUUCUAAUCUUUGUCAGCUAACAAAGUCAUCCAUUUUGUUUUUACCCGUGUCUUAAAACCGUUAGAGAUGCCCUGGCGCCGGCAAAACUCCAGCCCCAGAUUAUUCCUGACUGUGUUUUUAAAUGGCUACAUGCUGAACCGUAUUCUGGUUAUAUUUGCUCGUUUACCCUGGACAUUUCUCACAGUGUGAAUUGAAUUGAAGAGUUUCCUAAUUAAGAUAUGUAAAUCGCACACAAUCAGAUCACAAUAUCAUAAACGUGUUUGUCAUUUUCACGACGCUGUGAUGCGGAACAAUUUUUGUUUGAAGGGGUGACG
Molecule: messenger RNA, 2312 nt
Organism: Phycodurus eques (leafy seadragon)
Lineage: Eukaryota; Metazoa; Chordata; Actinopteri; Syngnathiformes; Syngnathidae
Product: protein FAM181B
Exons: 1
Coding region: 63-932 (289 amino acids)
Source: RefSeq, a predicted model, not a curated record